GCUACUCCCAUGGAGAAUGGCAGAUUCAUCAGAACCGGGCACAGGGAAGUCUCAGCCUCUGGUGCAGGUGAUGUUCCCAAGGCAAAGGAAAGGGAAGUGCAGAGUGAGGACUCCCAGGAUCCUUUAAAACAUUAUGGCUCUAAGACCAAACAUCUAAGACAGAUGGCUUAUUGGACCAAAGAUAAAUUUUGGGGACAAGAAUCUUCUUUUGGGAAAAUGGCGACUCCUGCACGUGCUCCAGAGUUGCGGCCCCCACGAAGCCUGCGACCACCAUGGGCCCUGCUGGGGAACCCUGCCUGCGGGGCCAGCCUCAGCCCAUGCACAAUGUGCUCCCUGCCCUGAGGCUUCGAGCCCCCAGUUCCUGAGGACGUGGGGCGGCAGAGUUUGGCGGAGCUGCGGGAGAGGUUGAGGCGCCAGGAGAGACUUUUGAGCAAAGAAAAAUUCAUUUGCAAAUUGCCCGACAAAGGUAAAAAGAUCUCAGACACCACUGCCAAACUGAAAGCUGCCAUUUCAGAAAGUGAAGAGGUCAGAGGGAGAACUGAACUACUUCAUCCUGUUAGUGUUGACUGUAAGCUAAGGCAUAAAGCAACCACAAGAGUUGAUACCGACAUAGACAAGGCCCAGAAUUCUGACCUGAUGCUUGAUACUUCAUCAUUAGUUCCUGAAUGUUCGUCAGUAGACAUUGAAUCAUCUAAAACAACCUCAGAAACUCAGGGACCUACACAGCUCACUCACAAAGGCAAUGAAGAGACUUUGGAGACUGGCUGCACAGUGAGUACCAGCCCGUCUGUCCGCAUCACAGCCCAGGCUCCCCCAUCUUAAGUUAAUGAACAACUCCCCCAGCAUUCAAGUCAAGUGGAAGAGGUUUCCAGCAGCGUCGACAGUCUGUUUAUCACUAAAUUGCAAAAGAUCACAACUGCAGACCAGACUGAACCCUCAGAAGAAAACACCAGCACUGAGAACUUUCCAGAACUGCAGAGUGAGACUCCUAAGAAGCCUCAUUACAUGACAGUGAUAGAAAUGCGAGCUAGAAACCCAGUGCCCCCUCCUCAUAAGUUUAAGACCAAUGUGUUACCCACACAACAGAGUGACUCACCAAGUCAUUGUCAGAGGGUUCAGUCUCCUGCUUCCUCAGAAGAGCAGCUAUGCAGGGCUAGGCAGCAUCUUGAUGAUGUCACAGCAGCUCACCUUCUUCUGCUCCACCCCCUGCCUGCACAGCUGCUCUCCAUAGAAGAGUCACUGGCUUUGCAGAAAGAGCAGAAGCAGAAUUAUGAGAAGAUGCGGGCAAAGCUCGCAGCACAGAAACUAGCUGAGAGACUGAAUAUUACAAUGCAGAGCUACAAUCCAGAAGGGGAGUCUUCAGGGAGAUACCGAGAAGUGAGGGAUGAAGAUGAUGCCCAGUCCUCGGAUGAAUGCUGAAAAUGAGCGCUGGGAGAUCCCGGGAGUUGACUGUUGAGCUUACAUUGUCUCAUCCAACUUCCAAACAAGUACCAAGACAGUGUCAGACCUUGUUGAGGGACAGCAGUUGAAGUUACACAAAGGUAGCUACAAAAUAAGAACCCAGUUUGUCUUUCAGAAGAUGAUCUUCACAUGCUUGAACAGUUCAAUAUUUGAACAUUGUGUUUGGCCAUAUUGUGUUACAGCUUUGCAGUAUAUUAUGCAUUGGUCUGACAUUUUAGUGUGAGUAGAACACACGUUUUCUUUAAGAUAUCUGCUUUUUCCUUCUUCGUAUUCUUAUCAGAUAGCACUGCUUGCACCCCUUCUGGUGAAAUAUUUUGUUAUUCCAGGCACCAAAAGUGAAUUAGGAAGGCCUGGUCCCCUCACUCAAGAAAUGAGGGGAGCAGUCUAAAGAAUGGUACGCAUGCUUGCAUGGACACGUUCCUGAGACGCUGGAUGUGAAAUGCCGCAUACAACACUUGGGAACCACCACCACUGUGUCUGCUGCUCUGUCCUCUCUUGGGGUGACUGCUGUCACCUGUGAUGAGGUUAAGGAGCACUUGGAAGAAGUGCUGGGUGGGGAGGGUCUUCUGACCCGGUAUGGGGAGCUGCUCCUGGCUGCCCUAGGCUUGAACUCAUUGCCAUCUGGGAUGAUAGGUCCCUGUACAGGACACUCGUGAUUGGUAAGGAAACCGGUGUUUUUCUAAGAGUUACAGUUGAAUUGUCAGUAUAUUGCUUUUUUUCCUUGUUAAACCCACAGAGGUGUUUACAGGCUGCAGAAACCUCAGUCCUGUAUGUGCACAUUUGUGCUUUUUAAAAUGAUUAUAUGAUCAUUUCCAGCAAAGAUAACAAUGUUAUCAAAAAGCCUUUGUCUAUUAUGUGGAACUUGUAAAGGAGAAAUAAAAUACCAAUCAGAGCAAAAAAAAAAA
Rattus norvegicus (Norway rat) is the source of this 2366-nucleotide messenger RNA. Lineage: Eukaryota; Metazoa; Chordata; Mammalia; Rodentia; Muridae. The record is from RefSeq and is a predicted model, not a curated record.